CCCUUUCAAAAAGGAUUUUUGAGAAGUCUUUUUCUCUGACUUGUCUCGUGGUUAUUUAUUUUAAAUGCAUCAUUCCGAAAGUGAAAGUAAAGGUUAGAUUGCUGAAGAAACAGUAAAGAUGUAUUCGCCAUUUGUAGAAGAACUUAAUUGUGCUGUGUGUUAUGAAAUCUUCAAGGAUCCUGUUGUUUUAUCAUGUAGUCACAGUUUCUGUAAAGAGUGUCUUCAACAGUUCUGGAGAACCAAGGAAACUCAGGAGUGUCCUGUCUGUAGGAGAAGAUCCUCAAGGGAUGAUCCUCCAACUAAUCUUGUGUUAAAAAACUUGUGUGAGUCGUUUCUGAAGGAGAGGAAUGAGAGGUGUUCAUCAGGAUCUGAGGAGAUCUGCAGUUUACACGGUGAGAAACUCAAACUCUUCUGUCUGGAGGAAGAACAGCCUGUGUGUUUAGUGUGUAGAGAUUCACAAACACAUGACAACCACAAAUUCAGACCCAUCAGUGAAGCAGUUUCAUCAUAUAAGGAGAAGCUAAAUACAGCACUAAAAUCCUUACAAGUGAAACUUAAACACAAAGAGAACAUUAAAGGGGAAUUUGAGAAAACAGUUGAACACAUCAAGUCUCAAGCUGAGCACACAGAACUUCAGAUUAAACAGCAGUUUGAGAAGCUUCAUCAGUUUAUCAGAGAUGAAGAAGAAGCUGCAAUCACUGCACUGAGGGAGGAAGAGGAGCAGAAGAAGCAGAUGAUGAAGGAGAAGCUGGAGGAGAUCAACAGACACAUCUCAGCUCUUUCACAGACAGUCAAAGACACGGAGGAGAUGAUGAGAGACAGUGACAAUGAUGUUCUAAAGAAGUUUCCACUCUCAAUGGAAAGAGUCCAGAUCUCAUCACAGCCGGAUCCAGAGACACCUGCUGGAGCUUUGAUUCAUGUGCCACGUUACUUGGGCAACCUGCCCUUCAGAGUCUGGAAGAAGAUGAAAGAAAUCAUCCAAUACACUCCUGUGAUUCUGGAUCCAAACACGGCUCAUCCAGGUCUCGUCCUCUCUGAUGAUCUGACCAGUGUGAAAGACCGCUGGAACAAACAACCGCUUCCUGAUAAUCCAGAGAGAUUUGACAGCUAUUCCUGUGUUCUGGGUUCAGAGGGUUUCAAUUCAGGAACACACUGCUGGGAUGUGGAGGUUAAAGGGAAUUCACACUGGAUUCUUGGAGUAACUGCAGCAUCGAACCAAAGGAAGGGACGUGAGUUCUUUGACACUGAUGUGUGGAGUGUGCAGUAUGGAUUGUAUGAAGGGUCUGGUUUUCCUGUUAAACAGGAUCUUGAGUGUGUGAGAGUGUAUCUAGUCUAUGACAGAGGAAUGGUGUUAUUCAUUGAUCCUGUAACUAACACACAUCUACACACAUUCACAACCACCUUCACCGACACUGUCUUUCCUUUCUUCGAAACUGCUUCCUCUCUGAGAAUCUUGCCGUUCAAAAUUUAGUAAAUGUUACACCUGGAUCUUCCUGCUUUCAUCUUUCCCAGUCACCAUGUUUUAAUCCAUAUCACAUGAGUGAGAGUGCUGUUGAUCUGAAUAUCAGCACUUCAGUCAUUCAGUGCUAGUACAGACACACUGACAGAGACAUAAUGCUGAACUUCCAGCUGAAGCGAAUGCUGGUGCAAACUUCUAGUUAUUAUCUAAUAAUUGUUUGAUUGUUUUAUAAUUGCUAUAAACCAUGGUUGUUUUAAUUUAAAGGAUCAACUGAAAGGAUCAAAGCAUCAAAGGACUCUUUUAACCAAAAAAAAUAGUAACAACUUGGUGGCAGAUUGUGUGAGUGAUCAAUCUGGCGCUCUUGGCUCACUUCCUCCUGGAGCUUACCCUGGAGUUUGUUAUAAUAAUGUGGAUCAACAGGCUUCUUACAUGGAUUAUACCUCUUCUCAUCAUCCAUCCAGUGACACUGAUGAUCAAACUGAUCAAAUCGCUCAUGGUAGCUACCAGCAACAGUGUUAGCAUCUGUAAAUCAUUUUAAGCUAGAUACAAAAUAGAUGCAAGUUUAAAUUGAAAUGUUUGCACUUCUAACCACCAGAUGUCACUGUCAGCCAUAAUUAAUACAUUCCAGUCCUGUCAGUAAAAUUGUUUUAUGGCAUUUUACAUACUGUAUGAUGAAACAGAAUUUACAUUGUUUACAACAUUGACAUUGUAUGAUACCUCUCUUUAUUCCAGUAUUGUAUAAUGUGCAUGAAUAUUAUGAAGUGUAUUAUAUGAGCACAUGAGCAUAACCAGUCUAGAUAUUCAGUUCCCCUGCCACUUUGUGCAAAAAAGAUGAAAAGCCUUUAUAGAAACUAAACAUUGAGGCAAACAGCAUCUUCCAUAAAUUAUUUGAAAUCAAGUGAAUGUGUCUGGCAGUGAUUGUUUAGUUUCUAUGUUGUGACGUCAGAGAUAAGAAGUCAGUAGAUUCAUUGGCCAUCUGACGACGUUGUUGUCUCUGAUUUUGUUACUGUUAAUUGUAGCUGGCAACUAAGUUACUGAGAAAGUGACAGUUAUAAUUCUUCAUCUUUACUAAGAUGAAAAAAAAAAUGUAAUAUGUUUGCAUUGACAAUCUUUUAAAGGCCACUAGAUGUCACUGUCAGAUAAUUACUGUGAGCUGCCAAGGUUUAUUUUAAGUAUACAUGCACUUUACAAUGUUUACUUUAAAUUAAAUUAAAUUAAAUUAAAUUAAAUUAAAUUAAAUUAAAUUAAAUUAAAUUAAAUUAAAUUAAAUUAAAUUAAAUUAUUAAUAAUACAUACAGCUUUCAAUGCUCACUUGAAACCCUUAAAUUAAAUCCAGCAUAAUUAAUUAUACAUCUAUCUUACAAUGUUAAAUUAAAUUACAUUAAAUUAAAUAGUAUAAGGGCACGCAACAAUACUACAGAAUUAUUUUAAUAAUUUAUAUUAAUAAAAAAAGGUAUCUUUGUCUUUAUUUUCUACAUCUACAACUUUUUAUACCACAAAUAAUGCAUCACUUUUCUUACAAUACAAAACAAACAUAAAAUCAAACAGAUAUUGCAUGUCUGAGUGCAUGAAAAGAUAGUUAUGUUUACAUACAACAAUUUUUCUGCUUACAUUUAUAUAGGCUCCAUUACAGUGUAAAUAGUAAGUGUGAUAAACAGACAUGUAUUCUGACUUGCAGUUGGAUGUUAACACAUUUGCUUGCUUGAGAACAUUUUAUUUGGGGGAAAAACAGUGGCAUAUUAUCUUUCAGUUCUUGUUGAGAUGGAAACAGAAAUGAUCAAAAUCGUUUUUUUUUUUUUCCUGUUGUUUUUCAUGUCAGACUGUUCAGUUCAGUAUUAAAUGCAUCCUGUCCCUUCAUUUGAA
Cyprinus carpio (common carp) is the source of this 3322-nucleotide messenger RNA. Its product is annotated as E3 ubiquitin-protein ligase TRIM35-like. Gene Ontology annotation, biological process: protein ubiquitination. Gene Ontology annotation, molecular function: ubiquitin-protein transferase activity; zinc ion binding. The record is from RefSeq and is a predicted model, not a curated record. NCBI's taxonomy places the organism in Eukaryota, Metazoa, Chordata, Actinopteri, Cypriniformes, Cyprinidae.